AUUUUAGGACUUAUUGUGGGUGUGAUACUAAGAUACGGCACUCCUUCUACCAGCACCUAUGACAAAACCAUCAGCUGCUCUCAAGAACAAAGGGCUUAUACCACACUACUAGUCAACGUCAGUGGGAAAUUCUUUGAAUACACUUUGAAGGGUGAAAUUAUUCCUGAGAAGAUUCAUAAUGUGGAACAGAAUGACAUGCUAAGAAAGGUGACCUUCGACCCUGAAGUCUUUUUUAAUAUUUUACUGCCUCCGAUCAUUUUUCAUGCAGGAUAUAGCCUAAAAAAGAGGCACUUCUUCAGAAAUAUUGGAUCCAUUCUUGCCUAUGCUUUCUUUGGUACUGCAGUCUCAUGCUUCAUCAUUGGAAAUGUCAUGUAUGGAGUAGUGAAAUUAAUGAAGUUAGUUGGUCAGCUUGAUGGCAAGUUUUACUAUACCGACUGUCUCUUUUUUGGAGCCAUCAUCUCUGCCACAGAUCCAGUGACUGUCCUAGCCAUAUUCAAUGAGCUGCGGGCAGAUGUGGACCUGUAUGCUCUUCUGUUUGGAGAAAGUGUCCUCAAUGAUGCUGUUGCCAUUGUGCUGUCAUCGUCCAUUGUUGCUUAUCAACCAACUGGGGAGAACAUGCACACCUUUGAUGCUGCUGCCUUUUUCAAGUCUGUUGGCGUUUUUGUCGGCAUUUUCAGUGGGUCUUUCGCAAUGGGUGUUUGUACCGGUGUACUGGUUGGUAACGUAACCAAGUUUACCAAGCUGCACUGCUUCCCCUUGCUGGAGACGGCCUUGUUUUUCUUACUAUCGUGGAGUACUUUUCUUCUGGCUGAAGCGUGUGGCUUUACAGGAGUAGUUGCUGUCCUGUUUUGUGGUAUCACACAAGCACAUUAUACAUAUAAUAAUUUAUCUGCGGAGUCCAGGAAUCGAACCAAGCAGCUGUUUGAGGUCUUGCACUUUUUGGCGGAAAACUUCAUAUUUUCCUACAUGGGUCUCGCACUCUUCACUUUCCAGAAACACAUGUUUAGUCCCAUUUUUAUUGUUGGGGCCUUUAUGUCUGUAUUUAUUGGGAGAGCAGCUCAUAUAUACCCACUGGCUUUUUUCUUGAACCUGGGCAGACGGCACAAGAUUGGGUGGAACUUUCAGCACAUGAUGAUGUUUUCAGGUCUCCGUGGAGCCAUGGCAUUUGCCCUCUCAAUUCGAGACACUGCCACCUAUGCACAUCAGAUGAUGUUCUCCACAACUCUUCUAAUUGUAUUUUUUACUGUGUGGGUAGUAGGUGGGGGAACAACGCCCAUGUUAUCCUGGCUGAAUAUCAGAGUUGGUGACCAUGUGCCAUCGAUGGAGGAUGCAGCCAUUAGACGUUGGCAGUAUUUCAGGGUAGGUGUUGAUCCAGAUCAAGACCCACCUCCAACUAAUGACAGCUUUCAAGUACUGCAUGGAGAUGCUGGAGAAUCCGUUGGAGAGAGUCGCACGCGGCAGGAGAGUGCCUGGGUAUUUCGGAUCUGGUAUACUUUUGAUCACAAUUAUCUGAAGCCUAUGCUGACACACAGUGGUCCUCCAUUAACUACAACACUGCCCAGCUGGUGUGGCUUGAUUGCCAGAUGUUUUACCAGCCCACAAGUAUAUAAUAAUCCAGAACAGCUGAGAGAAGAUGAUGCAGAUUUCAUUCUUAAUGAUGGUGACCUUACAUUGACUUAUGGAGACACCACCAUCACAGCUAAUGGGUCUUCAGGGUCUCACACAGCCACCACAAGCUUAGAUGGCAGAAGAACAAAAAGCAGUUCAGAAGAAGCACUGGAACGUGAACUUGGAGGGAGACUAUGAAAUUACCAAUAGAGGAACACGGCUAGUAUUUCCUCUUGAAGAAAAUGCAUGA
Messenger RNA from Staurois parvus, 1858 nucleotides. Lineage: Eukaryota; Metazoa; Chordata; Amphibia; Anura; Ranidae. The record is from the annotation of a GenBank genome assembly.